Molecule: messenger RNA, 1043 nt
Organism: Protobothrops mucrosquamatus (brown spotted pit viper)
Lineage: Eukaryota; Metazoa; Chordata; Lepidosauria; Squamata; Viperidae
Gene: SELENOS
Product: selenoprotein S
Exons: 6
Coding region: 31-588 (185 amino acids)
Biological process (GO): endoplasmic reticulum unfolded protein response; retrograde protein transport, ER to cytosol
Cellular component (GO): endoplasmic reticulum membrane; Derlin-1 retrotranslocation complex; Derlin-1-VIMP complex
Source: RefSeq, a predicted model, not a curated record
ACGGCUGGAGAAGAUCCGGCUCCUGGCGGGAUGGCGGCUAACGUGGCCCCGGACCCCGAGGGGCCCCCCGGGGGAGAGGAAGGCGUCCAGUUCCUCCUCCAAGCAGUAAAUUCACUGUUCUCAGACUAUGGCUGGUACAUCUUUUUCAGUCUUAUUAUUGUUUAUCUACUCGUACAAAAACUCUCAAAAAAUCUUCAAGGCGCUAAGCAAUCCAGCGUGCCCACAACAGCUAUAGAACCAGAUGAUGUGGUUAAACAGCAGGAAGCCCUUCUAGCUGCCCGAAUGAAAAUGCAGGAGCAAUUGAAUGUCCAAGCAGAGAAGUUCAAGGAAAAGCAGAAGAUGCUUGAAGAGGAGAAGAGAAAGCAAAAGAUAGCCAUGUGGGAAAACAUGCAGGAAGGAAAAAGCUACAAGGCGACACUCCAACACAACCAGGAACCCAAGCCUGGCGCCUCCACCUCAACAACUGCUGUAAAGCCAAAACCCAACAGAAAGCCCUUACGAAGCGAUGGUUAUAACCCCUUGUCUGGAGAAGGUGGUGGGACAUGUUCGUGGAGACCAGGACGCCGAGGCCCUUCCUCUGGUGGAUGAGGCUAACUCUCCCGGUGUCUUCCUUUGACACCGGAGGGCAUUAACUCCACCUCGCAACCGGUGGCUGUCUGUGGGUUGCUUACUGUGGGGAUUUUUGGAGAGAAGGGGCAAGAAAGAAGAUGGGUGAUUUUUUUUUUUAUGUGCCAUGCCCGUCUGUGAAUAAGUUUGGAGUUUCAGUUCCCACCAAGUCACGGAAACCUAUGCAAAUGAAGUUCACUGCUGGUUCCCUGUAGCAACCCGCUUUGGAUGACGUGGCCCUUCUAAAUGGUGAGCACACCACCGAGGGCGACUGAAAUUAACAACCACUGAGCGGGGCAGUUCUUGCCAUAUCAUUUCCGCUUUGUAUAACAAAAGUACUGUACAUAGCCUUUGCAAGAGAUCUGUUUCUUUUAGCUUCUUUUCCUACAGAGAAAACGUACAUGCUCUAGUUUAAUAAACGUGUUUUAAGGCUGCAA